AUGGCAGGUGGGGGCCCCUCUCAGCCUCUGCCCACAGUGCUGGUGUCGGUCUGGGCCUGGCGGGAGGGGGCGGGGAACUCUCGGGAGGAUCUACAGUUACAGCUGAGUGUGGAGGCCGAGAACCCCGGAGACUUCCGACUGGCUGUCCGUCACCCGGCCCGCGGGCCGAAUCCCAAUACGAUUGUCGGGGAGUUCAGGCUGAGAGAUGUCACCUAUGAGAUGAGGACCUCGCAGUGUCACCAGCUGACCGUCUUGGAGGAUCCCACUUCCUGUAUGACCUUCAACUUCGAUGAUGAGCGGGAGGCCCAGAAAUGGUGGACGGUGGUGAGCAGCUCCCUCAGAGAGGCCCAGAAGGUUGUGAAAAGUCAGUUGGACCCGUCCGGAAAAAAGCCACCAGUACCCACCAAACCCAGGAGCCCCCUGAAUGUUGGAGAAUCCCUCUCACCAGAGGCUGACCCCACUUUCCCGAUGGGCAACCUGUGUACCAAGGAGGAGCUGACGGCGCGGCUGAGCCGAUGCAUAGAGAGCGGGGACCAGGAUCUGGCGGCCCAAUACGCGGCUGAGUUGGCCAAGUACAGAGUUCCCACUCAGAUUCAGCUAAAACCGACCUGCUACCCGAAAUCCGAGAUCUGCAUGAAGGUCGGUGUGGAGGACGCCAAGGCCUCGGUGAAUAUCUCCACAUAUGUGUACGGUCACACUACCAUAGCCAUGCUGAAGCAGCAGAUUUUCAAGGACUAUCAGUUCCACCCCAGUAUUCAGCGCUGGAUUAUCGGCCAAUGCCUGUGCUCCGAUGAUCGGACGGUCAUGUCUUACGGGAUUCGGAGAGAUGGAGACACGGCGUUCCUCUACCUGCUGGGAGCUAAACAGGCAAAGCUGACGCCGCAAGACUUGUAUGACACCAACAUCUACCCGGGACCGUCACACUUGGUGGCCUCCGGCCUGGAGGAGCAACGGCACGCCAAAACCCUCCCCAGCCGGCCCAAUCCAAGGCCAGUCUCCAACACCUUCAGGCCAGAGAGCAUGGAUACCGGGGGGGCCCAUCGAAUCUGUUCCACAAAGCACCACCUUCACCUGUCCAGGUCGGCUGGCCGUGCCCCGCCUGCACCUUCAUCAAUGUACCCACCCGGCCGGGCUGUGAGAUCUGCAGCUCCGACCGCCCCACCGACUACGUGGUUCCCGAUUGGUACAAACCGGACGAAUCCGAGCGACGGAGGCUGCAGCAGGAGAACGAUGGGCUGCAACAGUACAAGAAGGAAAAAGGAAGUAGAGAAGACAAGUCCUCCUCCCAGCACAAGACGAAAGAGGGAUCCCUAACUAGCGAGUACGUCGUCAUAUCCGCGUAA
Staurois parvus is the source of this 1343-nucleotide messenger RNA. The record is from the annotation of a GenBank genome assembly. Lineage: Eukaryota; Metazoa; Chordata; Amphibia; Anura; Ranidae.